Hypomesus transpacificus is the source of this 4258-nucleotide messenger RNA. It is a transcript of the gene arhgap22b, whose product is annotated as rho GTPase-activating protein 22. Gene Ontology annotation, molecular function: GTPase activator activity. NCBI's taxonomy places the organism in Eukaryota, Metazoa, Chordata, Actinopteri, Osmeriformes, Osmeridae. The record is from RefSeq and is a predicted model, not a curated record. Gene Ontology annotation, biological process: activation of GTPase activity; signal transduction. Gene Ontology annotation, cellular component: focal adhesion. The transcript has 10 exons. Bases 148 to 2376 code for a protein of 742 amino acids.
GGAGAGAGGAAACGACGAGAGGAUGGUGUGUUGAGACUCAGUCAGUGUGUGUGUGAGAGAGAGAAGGAGUGAGAGAAAAAGAAGGGUGGGGUGCUGGGCGGAAGGACGGAUGAGGAACAUGCCAAGUGGAGAGAGAGAGGUCCAGCUAUGACAGCUAUGCUCAGCCCCAAGAUCAGACAGACCAGGAGAGCCAGGUCCAAGAGCAUGGUGAUGGGAGAGGUGUCACGGGGCCCAUGUCGUCCAUCCUCCCCCGGUGUCCAGGAGGGGGUGCUCAAGGCUGGCUGGCUGAAGAAACAGCGCAGCAUCAUGAAGAACUGGCAGCUCCGCUGGUUCGUGCUGCGCUCCGACCAGCUCUACUUCUACAAGGACGAGGAGGAGACCAAGCCACAGGGUUGUAUACCUCUGCAGGGCUGCCAGGUAAACGAGCUCACGGCUAACCCAGAUGAGCCAGGAAGGCACCUGUUUGAGAUCGUACCAGGUGGUACAGGAGGAGAGAAGGACCGAGCAGGGGUCAGCCAUGAAGCCUUCCUCCUCAUGGCCAACUCCCAGACAGACAUGGAUGACUGGGUCAAAGCCAUCCGCAGGGUCAUCUGGGCGCCUUUCGGAGGAGGCAUAUUUGGCCAGCGUCUCGAGGACACAGUGCAGUAUGAAAAGAAGUUUGGACCACGUCUGGCCCCUCUCCUGGUGGAGCAGUGCGUGGACUUCAUCAGAGAAAGAGGUCUGGAUGAAGAAGGCUUAUUUAGGAUGCCAGGGCAAGCCAACCUGGUAAAAGAGCUACAAGAAGCAUUUGACUGUGGAGACAAGCCUCUUUUCGACAGUAACACAGAUGUCCACACGGUGGCGUCUCUGCUGAAGCUUUACCUGCGCGAGUUGCCUGAGCCAGUGGUUCCUUUCGCCAAAUAUGAAGACUUCCUCUCCUGUGCCCAGCUACUUGCCAAAGACGAGGAGGAAGGUGUACAGGAGCUGGGAAAACAAGUCAGCACGUUACCUCUGGCCAACUAUAAUCUCCUGAAGUACAUAUGCAAGUUCCUUGAUGAGGUCCAGUCACAUGCGAGUGAGAACAAGAUGGGAGUUCAGAACCUGGCCACAGUAUUUGGACCAAACAUCCUCAGGCCUAAGAUGGAGGACCCAGUGGCUAUCAUGGAGGGCACCUCUUUAGUCCAGCAUCUGAUGACCAUCCUGAUCAGAGAUCAGAAGCGUCUGUACUCAGGUAGGGACCAGGAGGGUCCUGAGCUGGACGUCACCCUCCCUGGGCAGCAGCUCCAGCACCGCAGCCUUGGGGCCUGGAUCUCCGAGGAGGAUCUCCACAGCUGCCCCACCUCACACCCGGACCAGGACCUUCACAGCAGCAGUGCCUCCUCCCUGGAUGCCAAGCUCUGUGCUGCCAUCACCCCCAGUCCCAACCCCAACCCUACCCCCAGACUGGGAAAGGGUGAGACGUUGGUCAGCCCCAGCAAGCAGGCUAAGACCCUGCCCUCCUGGAAGUAUUCUUUCAAAGGAUCGUCGGCACCUCGGACCCAGGCUCAGGCCAAGCAGAUCGUUGGAGGAGGAAGUGCCACGGCUGACGCCAGCAGCGUGACGUCUGGCGGUGGAGGGGGGAACUGGUUGAUGAACGGGUUGUCGUCUCUGAGGGGACACCGGCGCACCUCGUCAGGGGAACGCGCCCGCGACCGGGACUCCACCGGCUCCUCUCAAAGGCUGUCCACCUACGACAACGUCACGUCCUCCUCGAGUAUGGGGAGCGUGCCCAGCGUGGCCAGCACGCCCUGGUCUACGUCCUCCUGCGAGAUCUCCGUUCCAGACUCGGGAGGCAGUGAGUCCGCUGGGCAGCAUUGUGGAGGGGGUGGAGAGAAGGAAGACUGGCAGGAGCUGGGCUCCCCUCACGGCCAGAGAGAAAGGGACAGGGGGGAAGGAGGCGGGAGAGGGGAGGCGGGGGUGGACAGGGGCUCGGAGGACAGCUGCGAGGCGAUGGAGCUGUGUGUGAGCAGCGCCGGGUGCAGCGACAACGGGAACAGCAUGGCCGCCGUGCCGACCAUCGUGAUGUCAGAGGACGGAGAUGGGGACGGGGCUUCCAGGGCGUUGAGCUGUCUGGUUGAGGGACUUCAGGAAGAGCUGAGCAAACAGAAGACCGCUUACGAGAGCCGCAUCAAAAAGCUGGAGGACUCCAGCAUGGCUUUGUGUGCCCAGAUGGAGCGUCUGGAGCAGGAGAUGGAGCAGGAGAGAAAGAAGCAGCGCAUGCUGGAGAUCAAGCUGCGCAACUCGGAGAGAGCACGCCAGGACGCCGAGAACCGCAACCGCCUCCUGGAGAAGGAGAUGGAGGACUUCUUCUCCACGCUGGGGGACCUGGCACUCGGGGCAAGGACUAGCGACAUUUGAGAGGGAACUGGCGACAUUUGAGUGAUAACUCUGAUAUCUUUGAAUAUAUGCUUGAGGGUAAAAAUGAAGAAGGCUACUUCAGCAGCAAAUGAUUAGAGGCAUAUUACUGCAUCACGUUUCAAUCAGCGCUCGUGUUGGAAUAAAAAAAGUGAUGCUGAUAGUGACGAGGACGAGUGAUAAAAGAAAGGCCCCAUGGUUACCCCGUCAUGAUGCCUCUGAACCAUUGAUUGAAUUGGAAUGAAACUAGUAACAAAGAUGUAUGCUGGCCAUUAACUCAAUCAGGUCCAUGACUGUUUUAAAGUAUUGGUCAGUCUGUCAUUGUACCCUGACAGGGUUUGUAUACCAGUACUAGGACUCUGAGAUCUGAAGUAGUGUUUUUUUAAGCUGUAGGAAACUUGAGCUGUCGAUUACUUUGUGUUGGUAGGUCAGUACUGGCCUUUUCUAAAACACUGCCAUUGCUUUAAAUGGGACUCAGUGAUGAGGUCUCUGGGCUCAAUGAAUGGACUUUGUAAAUGAUGGGAUGCAGGAAAGGGUCGAGCAUUGGAAUCUCUAAUCUCCACGCUAAUAUCGAUAACAUUUAUAUUAACUUUAAAGUAAAAUAUGAGGGUUUAAACAACUGACAUAAUGAAUAAGCAGUGCCUACAAUACAAUUCAAUAAGCAUUAAGGCUAUAAAGUGUAUGCCAUGUUGUCCAUACAUCAUCUGUCAGUUAGCAUUAAAAGUCAUUUGCUGGCCCUAAAGUAGGCCUGCAGUACACUGUGCGUACAAGACACAUUGAUACCAAAACCUGUGCUUAGGGUCAGAACUGGAAGCCAUUUUGGUUUUGGCACACAAAGCUGACCGCUACCCGUAAAGUCACCAGGAAGCAGUUCUCAGGCUGUGCCUUCAGGGAAUGGCCCUGUUUUCAUUUUCUGUGAAUGCAACCUCCUUUCCUCCCUUCCUUCGGAGAAAGUAGUCAUCUGCCAUGACAAUAUAUAAGCCGUGUGGAGUAGCACAUAUCCAAGUUCGAAGGGGAGUAAGAAGGGGUGUAUUUUUUGACUCAAACCUGCCCAUGGUGUUGAAUUAGAAGAUGGAGGAUGUUAUGCCUGCUUGUCCAUUGUUUCAGAAAGUGAUGCCUCUCUGUAUAGUUGUCAUUAUUUAUCAUGUAUCUGGAUUACAAAAGAGCAAAGAAACCAGUGUAAGAACCUGCUGAGGAAAGGUGCCAAUUGUGAAUCAAAAGACGAUAUUGAGUGAAGAAUGUACACCGUAAUAUAGUGAAUGUAAUGUGAUGUUGAUGAAGCCAGCCCUGUCCAAUUAAAGUCUAGAAUUAAACAAAUUAAAAUUAAAUAUGAUAAUUAGGAUUGAAUGCAUUGUUAACUAUUGCUGAUGAAUACCUUUUCAAGGAAAUUCAAGCAAGUUUUAAUUUAUUGUGAGCCUUGCAUGUGGUGAAAUUGUUGAUAGUUAACAAGCCCCCUUGUUCAGAUUAUAACCACUACAGACUUAAACAGUCCAAACCAGUUGCUCUUUAAGCAGCAUUCUAUUGUGAGAAAGUGCUUUUAGUUCAAGACAAUGUGACUGUAAUUUAUAUCAUUUGUAUUGUAUUUUCAUUUUUUACAUUUUAUAAAACUGUGUAAUUCAAUAACUGAAUCACAUGCUGUUCAUAUGCUUAUAUUUACAAAGUGAUGUUUCUAUGGAGAUGUCCUUCUCAAUCCCAGGUUAAAUGUCUUAUCUAUGAGAACUAGAUGGUGCUUAUUUAUUAUGGGUAUUAAACACUUCUAAUAGAGGUCACACUAUAGAAAUAAAUACAUACUGAUGUCAUGGAGUUACAGUUUAUAUGAAAGUAUAGACUAGUCAUUAUUACAGUCUAGAAAGAAACAUGAUCAUCAUUUCACACUCCCCCUCCC